GACUUGCCGUCGCGCGCCAGUCUCCGCCUUCGCUAUAAAAGGCAGCUGCUCGCGCUCUUCCGGUCUUCUGCCUCCACGUCAACCGGUGCCGCUUCCCCGUAAACGCAACGUGAGCGCCUUUGUUAAGUAUCAUGGCUGAGAUGAAGGAACGCACGUUCAUUGCCAUCAAGCCCGAUGGCGUGCAGAGGGGCAUCAUUGGAGAGGUCAUCAAGAGGUUUGAGACUAAAGGCUUCAAACUCGUGGGCAUGAGGAUGGUCCAUGCCUCUGAGGACCUGCUGAUGCAGCACUACAUCGACCUGAAGGACCGGCCCUUCUUCCCCACCCUCAUGAAGUACAUGACCUCCGGUCCAGUGGUUGCCAUGGUAUGGGAGGGCAAAGGUGCGGUGAAGACCGGCAGAGUGAUGCUGGGUGAGACCAACCCCGCCGACUCCAAGCCCGGAACCAUCAGGGGAGACUUCUGCAUCGACGUCAGCAAGAACAUCAUCCACGGCAGUGACUCUGUGGAGAGCGCCAACAAGGAGAUCUCCCUGUGGUUCAAAGACGACGAGCUGGUCUCCUACACCAGCUGUGCCUUCAGCUGGCUGUACUGAACCCUCCGAGUGCUGCAGGCGUCCUCGCACUGGUCCCAGACCAGCCAACUCUUGCCUCACAGUUACUGCUCGUGACCGUCGUCAUACUGUACUUGGAUCGGGUGUCUGAAGUCAUUCCUCAGCUCUAUUCCUUUUUUUUAGAAACAUUCCUUAAAAUGUACAGAUUAUGGCUGUCAUUUUUGUCAAACGGUGAUCUUUCCAAUAAAAUCCACACGAUACAAACGUC
Molecule: messenger RNA, 816 nt
Organism: Gasterosteus aculeatus aculeatus (three-spined stickleback)
Lineage: Eukaryota; Metazoa; Chordata; Actinopteri; Perciformes; Gasterosteidae
Gene: nme2a
Product: NME/NM23 nucleoside diphosphate kinase 2a
Biological process (GO): CTP biosynthetic process; UTP biosynthetic process; GTP biosynthetic process
Molecular function (GO): nucleoside diphosphate kinase activity
Source: RefSeq, a predicted model, not a curated record